Messenger RNA from Hordeum vulgare subsp. vulgare (domesticated barley), 1015 nucleotides. Its product is annotated as avenin-like a3. The transcript has a single exon. The coding region runs from base 340 to 861 and encodes 173 amino acids. NCBI's taxonomy places the organism in Eukaryota, Viridiplantae, Streptophyta, Magnoliopsida, Poales, Poaceae. Gene Ontology annotation, molecular function: nutrient reservoir activity. The record is from RefSeq and is a predicted model, not a curated record.
UCACAAAAAGACUCAAUCCAGAUAUACGGUUGACAUGUAAAGUGCUCAGUGAUGAGUCAUAUGGAUCAUCGAGGUCAGACGCGAGCUAACUGACAUCUACACGAUAUGUGUUGAAAAGUAUAUUUGACGACCAUCCAAGAUUGGACUUGUAGCCCAACCUAACACAAGUGUGUCAGAUGAUCAGUUGGAAAAGCACACAAAACCUUUAGCAUAGGAACCUACAGAUGCAAUGCACCAAAUGAUGCCAUGGUAGCUAUAAAUAGGCCCGCACCAUGAAGAUCCUCCCUCAUCACCCUUCACACAAACACAAGCAUCAAAGCAAACUUGUAGCCAGCCACCAUGAAGACCAUGCUGAUCCUCGCGCUCAUCGCCUUCGCGGCGACCAGCGCCGUUGCACAGCUGGACACUACCUGUAGCCAGGGCUACGGACAGUGCCAGCAACAGCCGCAGCAACAGAUGAACACAUGUGCUGCCUUCCUGCAGCAGUGCAGCCGGACACCAUACGUCCAGUCACAGAUGUGGCAGGCAAGCGGUUGCCAGUUGAUGCGGCAACAAUGCUGCCAGCCGCUGGCCCAUAUCUCGGAGCAGGCUCGGUGCCAGGCCGUCUGUAGCAUGGCACAGGUCAUCAUGCGGCAACAGCAAGGGCAGAGUUUCACUCAGCCUCAGCAGCAGCAAUCGCAAAGUUUCGGCCAGCCUCAGCAGCAGGUUCCGGUUGAGGUAAUGAGGAUGGUGCUUCAGACCCUUCCGUCGAUGUGCAGCGUGAACAUCCCGCAAUAUUGCACCACCACCCCGUGCAGCACCAUCACCCCCACCAUCUACAGCAUCCCCAUGGCAGCUACCUGUGCCGGUGGUGUCUGCUAAGAUCUGUAAUGUGCUAGCUAGAUCGAUCACCGUUUAGUUGAUCGAUGAAGAGCUACAAAAUAAAAGUGCCAUACGUCAUCAUGUGUGGCCGGUACUAUUGCAACUUGGAAAUAAUAAACCUCUGUUUCUGAAUAAAGCUUUUGUCCGAAUAAAA